Molecule: messenger RNA, 726 nt
Organism: Monascus purpureus
Lineage: Eukaryota; Fungi; Ascomycota; Eurotiomycetes; Eurotiales; Aspergillaceae
Source: the annotation of a GenBank genome assembly
AUGCCUCUCCACCUCACAGAAAUUCUCUAUCCCCGUCGAAGACAACAGAGACGACGUCAUCGCCAGGACGAAGUAUACGUCAGCUUCCCGCCGUCGCAUGCGGAAGGUUCCACUCCAACCAAGGCUACAGCAUCCCCUUCGCAGUCGCAGGAAAUAUAUGAAACAGAUGCUGCAAGCCAGUAUUCGACUUCUGCACCUGCUAAUGCGAGUCAAGACCGUCGUCGAUCCCUCAGCCAGGGCAUCGCUAGCACUGUCCCGGGGUUGCGUCGAACCGACAGCAGCCGUCGACGAAGAGACGACAAACCUCAGAACUCUCCCAGAAGGCACGAAGACAUAAACACAGACAGAGAUUCACAUCUGGACUCACAUCCAAAUCCACCGACGGGCUACGAUAUCCAUCAAGAAACGAACCAACGACCCUCGCGAUCGGAGGAAGAGGAAAACCAAGACCAGAUCAUGCAUGUACAAGCCCCAGAAUAUACCAACAAUACCGACGAUAAAGAACCAACCUUACCCACUUACAACGACAUCAGCGGCUCCGUGGUCGUGGACCACGAUGGAACCAUCCGUUUCCUCUCCCCACAGGAGGUGGAGGAGAGGCGUGAAACCCUCCAGCGCGCCGUGCAUGAGAGGAUGAUGGGACUCCCGCGUCUAACGGAGUCACCAUGGUCGCCGGUGCAGGUGCCAGUGCAAGAUGAUAUUCCAUUGCCGAGAUAUGAGCCUUGA